Molecule: messenger RNA, 381 nt
Organism: Staurois parvus
Lineage: Eukaryota; Metazoa; Chordata; Amphibia; Anura; Ranidae
Source: the annotation of a GenBank genome assembly
AUGUGGAAUUCUGCACAUUACAGAGGCAGAUGCUGUGCAGAGCUGCUUCAAUUCUACCAGAACAACAGCAAGACUUCAACUGAGAAACUUCAGGAGAACAACAGCGAGACUUCAACUGAGAAACUCCAGGAGAACAAAAGUGAGACAUCAACUGAGAAACUCCAGGAGAACAACAGCAAGACAUCUUCUGAGAGACUCCAGGACAACAACAGCGAGACUUCAACUGAGAAACUCCAGGAGAACAACAGUGAGACAUCAACUGAGAAACUCCAGGAGAACAACAGCAAGACAUCUUCUGAGAGACUCCAGGAGAACAACAGCGAGACAUCAACUGAGAGACUCCAGGAGAACAACAGCGAGACAUCUUCUGAGAGACUCCAG